GCUGCGUGCCUGCGCCGCGCCCUCCACUCCUCAUCUCUCCUCGCCAUCUUGCUCUUAGCUUUGCUCCAAGAAGCCGCACCAGCUCGUCCGAGAAUCAAGCCGACGAUGGCCAUGGCCACGCAAGCCUCCGCCGCGACGCGCCACCUCUUGGCCGCGGCCUGGUCGCCAGCGGCGAAGGCGCCGCGGUCCUCGCAGCUCGCGCUCCCGUCGUCCUCCCGCGGGCCGGCCCCGCUCCGCGCGGCCGCCGAGGAGGCCCCCGCGGCGGCGACCCAGGAGGCGCCCAAGGGGUUCGUGCCCCCGCAGCUUGACCCCAACACCCCGUCCCCGAUCUUCGGCGGCAGCACGGGCGGGCUGCUCCGGAAGGCGCAGGUGGAGGAGUUCUACGUGAUCACGUGGACGUCCCCCAAGGAGCAGGUGUUCGAGAUGCCGACGGGCGGCGCCGCCAUCAUGCGGGAGGGGCCCAACCUCCUGAAGCUGGCGCGCAAGGAGCAGUGCCUGGCGCUCGGCACCAGGCUGCGCUCCAAGUACAAGAUCAACUACCAGUUCUACCGCGUCUUCCCCAACGGCGAGGUCCAGUACCUCCACCCCAAGGACGGCGUCUACCCGGAGAAGGUCAACGCCGGCAGGCAGGGCGUGGGGCAGAACUUCCGCAGCAUCGGCAAGAACGUCAGCCCCAUCGAGGUCAAGUUCACCGGCAAGAACACCUUCGACAUCUAAGUGAUCUCAUCCAUCUCUUUCUCUUAGCUGGUGUUGGGUGGUUGAUGGAGGGUCGAUCGAUAUGUAAUUUUAUUACUAUAAUCAGGUUUUCUUGGUGAUCGUGGAGGUGAUGCAUGGAACUAUAUGUAAAUGUUGAUUUUGGUGAUGCGAUGCCCAGGUUAACGUUAAUUA
This is a messenger RNA of Setaria italica (foxtail millet), 888 nucleotides long. RefSeq names its product photosystem I reaction center subunit II, chloroplastic. Gene Ontology annotation, cellular component: photosystem I; photosystem I reaction center. The coding region runs from base 106 to 717 and encodes 203 amino acids. The transcript has a single exon. Gene Ontology annotation, biological process: photosynthesis. Lineage: Eukaryota; Viridiplantae; Streptophyta; Magnoliopsida; Poales; Poaceae. The record is from RefSeq and is a predicted model, not a curated record.